Knipowitschia caucasica is the source of this 459-nucleotide messenger RNA. Lineage: Eukaryota; Metazoa; Chordata; Actinopteri; Gobiiformes; Gobiidae. The record is from the annotation of a GenBank genome assembly.
AUGCUGAUCUCAAAAUCAGCUGCAGAUGAAAAUCUGUUUAGAAAAAUGUUCACUUUUCCUCAAGAAUCCACUACAGCCCAUGUGCUCCUCCAGACCGGCCCCGUGUCCUUCACAGCUCUAUCGCUCUGCUUUAGAUCCUUCACUGACAGUCCACAGCCGCACACUUUCUUCUCACUGACCAUGAAUUCCACCACAAACGAUCUGCUGGUUCAUUAUGAGCCCAAGCCAAAGAGCGUUGUGCUCCAAGUAGGUGGCGCUGAGGUCCGAUACAGAGGCGUGGACUUUCCUCUGAACCAGUGGAACUCCUUGUGCCUGACGUGGGAGGCCAGCUCUGGGAUCGCCCACCUGUGGCUGAACGACAGGGGCCUGACCAGGAAGUACACCUCAGAGUCUCACAUGAACGGAUCGGCUACCAUCGUUCUGGGGCAGGUACUGAAGGGAGGGAGAAAAUACGAUUAG